Lactuca saligna is the source of this 1358-nucleotide messenger RNA. NCBI's taxonomy places the organism in Eukaryota, Viridiplantae, Streptophyta, Magnoliopsida, Asterales, Asteraceae. The record is from the annotation of a GenBank genome assembly.
GAAUAAUAUUAAAAGACGAUUUAAAACAAUUGUCUUCAAACACAUAUCGAGUUUAAACUUAGAACCCCAAACGUGCAUAUAAAAGACAUGGGCUAAUGUUAAAGUAUCAUAAUCCACAUACCACUUUCCAGUUUUCAAGACUCAUGAGUUAUGAUAUAGGCCUUACCUCCAGUUUGCAUUGAUAGAGCCCAUAACUCGAUUCCAUAACCUGCAAUUUCUCCAACCUCCUUUUGUCUUUCCUACCAGAAACAAAAAUGGCGACUAAUUUCUGGGCAUCCACACACUACAAGGAAUUAUUGGACCAAGAAGAAGUGGAUGUGGUGCAUAACCUCGAUAGGGAGAGGGGAAUUACCCUCGAAGAUUUCAAGCUCAUCAAGUUGCAGAUGACCAACUACAUUGCGAGAUUGGCUCAAAAUGUGAAAGUGAGGCAAAGGGUUGUUGCAACUGCUGUAACAUAUAUGAGACGUGUUUAUACAAGGAAAAGUAUGACCGAAUAUGACCCUCGUUUACUAGCUCCAUCUUGCUUGUAUUUGGCAGCAAAAUCUGAAGAAAGCACUGUGCAAGCAAGACUUCUUGUAUUCUACAUAAAAAAAUUCUAUGCAGAUGAAAAGUACCGAUGUGAAAUAAAAGAAAUACUUGAAAUGGAAAUGAAAAUCUUGGAAGCUCUCAAUUAUUAUCUUGUUGUCUUCCAUCCUUAUCGUGCAUUAUCUCAGUUGGUUCAAGAUGCUGGGAUGAGUGAUGCAACUCAGUUGACUUGGGGACUUGUGAAUGACACUUAUAAGACAGAUCUAAUUCUGGUGCAUCCACCACAUCUGAUUGGAUUAGCCUGCAUUUAUGUGGCAAGUGUGCUCAGGGAAAAAGAGAACACUGCUUGGUUUGAAGAUCUAAGAGUUGACAUGAAUGUGGUGAAGAACAUAGCAAUGGAAAUACUUGAUUUCUAUGAUGCCCAUAAAAUGAUAACUGAUGAUAGAGUGAAUGCUGCAAUGCAUAAGCUCACUAUAAGAACUUAAAAAGAUUUAGGUUUUCUCUGUAAGAAUGAAAAGCUAAGAGCUCAAACCAAAUGAUGUCAAAUGCUAUCCAAUGAAUUAGCCGAUUGAACAUUGAUGAAAACAGAGUUGAACAUGCUAUCGUUUAUGUCAAAAUAUACGUUUUCAUCUGAAAUCAAGGAUGAAUAAAGCGUUUUUGUUUUCAGAUUUCACUAAAAUAUCAAACAAUGAAAAAGACAAACAAAAUAGAUCUUUAGCAUCAUCAUCUUUUAACGAAAAGCCAAGUGCCAAGUUUUACAAUAAUCUCCUUCAUCUCCAACAAUAUAUUUUUCUUUCAUUUGGUUUUAGAGAAUGAUGGCUCACCCUUAACUU